CAGUACUAGCAAUGUAGAGUGAUGUAGAAGUUGAUGUUGGUAAAACUACAGUUUAUAAUAUACUUACAUCUCAAUACACAAUAAUAAUUCAUUUAAAUACAUGCUACUUAAAGAUUUUCUUUUUAUUUAUUUAUAUAUAUAAAGAUGAAUAUAUUUACUACUAUGUGUAAUUUCUCCAGUAACAAAUCACUCUCAACUUGACAUUACGACUAAAAAAAAAAAAAAAAAGUUGAUAAAUCUAAACAACCGGCUCGUUUAUAUGUUUAUAUAUAUUUAAAAUGGAGACCAUUGAAAGCAAUAUAUUAAGUUUUGUAAAAAUAGUCUGUCCUCCAGCUGAAGAAUUAAGUGUAAUUAUAAAUAAUGUGAGGUGUAAUCAGUGUGGGCUGGUAUUUCAAAAUGAGUCGCGUUUUCGUCUCCAUGAUUUAAAAGUUCAUCAACGUAAAAAUUUAGACAAAAUUGUAAAAGAUUCAAUCAAAUAUCAUUGCCCCGAAGUAUCAUGUAUUUAUUCACCUACUUCUCAAAGAUAUUUUACUACCAUGAAGUAUUUAAAACAGCACUAUCUUAAAGUCCAUGCUGCUAAAACAUUUUCAUGCACACAGUGUGAUAAAAGUUUUUCAACAGAAGCUGCCAAGGCCGCACAUAUCAGAGUAUGUGGUUUGGAAUUUAUCUGCAGUUGUUUUAAAAAUUUUACGACAUACGAAGCUCUUUUAACUCAUGCCAAAAGACACUCGCAUUUAUUUGAUGAAAAAUAUAAAAAUUUGCUCAAACGAGCUUCCACGAAAAAUCUUCCAGUUGUCCAACUAAGUAAAAUGGUGCAGAAAAAAUUGCCAGUCUACAUACGCCCAUAUCAAGAAAGUAAUCAGGUUAUCCAGGAGUCAAAGGGGACAAAGGACACGCGGGACAUGGCGAUUCAGACAGAUGAUUUUAAAAAGAUUAAACGAACAUUGAGUCCUUCCAAGUCGAACAAACGACGUGAGUCCCGACAAACUCAAACCAACAGUCUAAUGAAGGAAAAACGUAACAGGAAAACUGUUGAGACACAAACAUCUGCAGCUAGUGUUCGAGAACUCAAAAAAUUAAGCACAAAUAAAAAGCUAAAUCUUCCAAAGAAAGACUCACAAUUAAAUAAUAAUAAUAAUAAUAAUAAUAAUAAUAAUAAUAAUAAUAAUAAUAAUAAUAAUAAUAAUAAUAAUAAUACAUUUACGAAUGACGAUUUAUUUUCUGAAAGUCCAUUGCCACUGGAUGGGAUGCAAGACUUGUGGCAAGUCAGAAGUCUGGGGGCUAAAAUUCAAGAUAAAAAUAUUAUUGACGAUUUAUAUGAUAACGUAACACAGACUAAUAUUUUGCCAUACUACCAAGAAGAUAGUAUUAACCAGAUGAAUAUUAAAAAUUCACUUUUUUCAACUGCUACCCGGAUUUCUAGGUCAGAUCCCAUGCUGACUGAAGAAACUCUGAACGAUAGAUUUAGUAGUAUUGAGACUCAAACGGACAGGCCGUACCUUGAUUCAAUUUUUGAUUCGGAUCCUCCAAACUACUCUCGCACUUACGCGCUCAGCUCCAACAACGAAACUCAAACAACUCAAGAAUUCGAUGACAUGAAGAAUCUUCUGUACAGCAAUAUGUGCACUCAGACGUGCUACGACAAUACUAGUCAUACUGAAACUCAAACUGAUCUUCUUAAUAUAUUUGAUGAAUUACAAUAAUAAUAAUAAUAAUAAUAAUAAUAAUAAUAAUAAUAAUAAUAAUAAUAAUAAUAAUAAAUGAAAAGAAUAUGUAUAAUUUUAUUUGUAUUAAAUUUUUUUAAUAUACAGACUAAAAAGCACCACAAGCAUAUACGCGGUAAAAAUUAUAUUUAACGUUUAAUAUCUUGUUGUAUCAGUAACAAAUUUAUCGCCUCUUUUAAAAUAACCAUCUCAUCAAUAUCUUAAUGUAUAUUUUCUUAAAAAUAUUGUUUUUUUUUCUUCUUUUUUUUGUAUAGUAAUGCUAGCGUCGAUUAUCUGUGUACAUAUUUAUAUAUAUGUUAUAAUAAUAAUCAUAAUAAUCUAUAAACUAUAGAAAUCGUUCACAGAACGAGAAUAUAUUUAUUAAUUAAAAUUGUAU
Messenger RNA from Microplitis demolitor, 2100 nucleotides. It is a transcript of the gene Asciz, whose product is annotated as myb-like protein D. Gene Ontology annotation, biological process: regulation of transcription by RNA polymerase II. Lineage: Eukaryota; Metazoa; Arthropoda; Insecta; Hymenoptera; Braconidae. Gene Ontology annotation, molecular function: transcription cis-regulatory region binding; DNA-binding transcription factor activity, RNA polymerase II-specific. The coding region runs from base 279 to 1703 and encodes 474 amino acids. Gene Ontology annotation, cellular component: nucleus. The transcript is spliced from 3 exons. The record is from RefSeq and is a predicted model, not a curated record.